Telopea speciosissima is the source of this 2621-nucleotide messenger RNA. Its product is annotated as 65-kDa microtubule-associated protein 6-like. Gene Ontology annotation, cellular component: cytoplasm; spindle. The transcript is spliced from 12 exons. Gene Ontology annotation, molecular function: microtubule binding. The coding region runs from base 504 to 2309 and encodes 601 amino acids. Lineage: Eukaryota; Viridiplantae; Streptophyta; Magnoliopsida; Proteales; Proteaceae. Gene Ontology annotation, biological process: microtubule cytoskeleton organization. The record is from RefSeq and is a predicted model, not a curated record.
UGAAACCCUAGUUCUGUCUGUUUAUGUGGGUUCCUUAAUGGCGGUUUUUUAUCUUCAGAAUUCCCGUAAUUUGACUCUGCAGUUGUUCCGUUUCUCUCAACACUAACAGCUGAGGGUUGUAAAAUGGAGUUUCUGUUGCUACAAAGCUUCAGAGUUCAGAUCUGAUAGUUUAAACGGAGGGAGUUAUCAAUGUGGCUUGCUUUCUUGAACUUUUUGAGUUGAAAAUUGGAAAUCUCAACUCUGCUUUUAUCUUUGUCUGCAUCUCUUCUUCUUUGAGCUUUGACUCCUUUAGUCCUGAAGAUUAUUUUUUUUAUAAUUUCUCUGUUCGUGGGUGAGAUGGUGGUGGUGGUCGAGACUUGAAACUUUGGGAAUUCUUGUUGCUGGUGGAGGACGAGCUAGGAAUUAGCCUUUUUCUACUUUGCUUUCUCGUGUUCUGUCCCUGUUUGCGGAAAGCUUUUGGAGUUGAAACUCUGAGAGAGUAAGGAAGAGGCGUGUCCGUACAAAUGCAGGUGCUUGGGAGCCCUACCAGUGUCCAUGCGGACACCACUUGCAGUUCUUUACUCAGAGAACUUCAGCACAUAUGGAAUGAGAUUGGUGAAAAUGAACUGGAGAAGGACCGCAUGCUGUUGGAGCUUGAAAGGGAGUGCCUACAAGUGUACCGGAGAAAGGUUGAUGCAGCUAGCAGUGACAGGGCACGCCUCCAUCAGUCAGUUGCAGCCAAAGAAGCAGAGCUUGCAGCGCUUUCCGCUGUUCUUGGGGAGCUUACUUUUAACACCGAGACACAAAAUGACAAGCGUUUUGCAACACUGAAAGAGAAACUUGCAUCAGUCUCACCACUGGUAGAAGAUUUGAAAAUGAAGAAAGAGGAACGCAUUAAGCAAUUUGCUGAUGUAAAGGCACAGAUUGAGAAGAUCAGUGGAGAGAUUUCAGGAUAUAGUCAAAUCAAUGGUGCUGUAACCAAUUGCUUAAAUAUGGAAGAACAGGACUUGUCAUUAAGAAAGCUUACUGACUAUCAGACACAUCUCCAUAACUUGCAGAAGGAGAAGGCUGGUCGCCUUAAUAAAGUUCUGGAAUAUGUAAAUGAGGUGCAUUCUUUAUGUGGUGUGCUUGGACUGGAUUUUGGGAAGACUGUGAGUGAAGUGCAUCCAAGCUUAGAUGAGACAGGUCCUGAACAAUCCAGAAACAUCAGCAACAAAACUUUGGAAGGUCUAGAGCAGGUCAUCGUUAAAUUGAAAGCAGAAAAAAAAGCUCGCGUUCAGAAGUUGAAAGACGUUGUGGGAUCAUUGUUUGAACUUUGGAAUUUGAUGGACUCGCCUGAAGAAGAGAGGAGCCACUUUAGAAGCAUUACUUUCAUCCUUAGAUCAUCGGAACCAGAAAUUAUAGAACCUGGGGUUCUCUCCCUUGAUAUUAUCAAGCAGGCGACAGCUGAGGUUGAGAGAUUGACUAAACUGAAAGCCAGUAGAAUGAAAGAACUGGUCCUGAAGAAGAGGUCCGAGUUGGAGGACAUAUGCAGAAAAGCACAUAUUGAACCUGACAUGAGCACAUCUGCUGAAAAAGCUAAUGCAUUGAUUGACUCAGGUCUUGUGGAUCCCUCUGAACUUCUAGCAAGUAUUGAGGCACAGAUAACUAAGGUAAAAGAUGAAGCUGCAAGUCGAAAAGAAAUUAUGGACAGAAUAGACAGAUGGCUUGCUGCCUGUGAAGAGGAAAAUUGGCUUGAAGAUUACAACCAGGAUGAGAACAGAUAUAGUGCAGGAAGAGGUGCUCAUAUAAGCCUAAAACGUGCAGAAAAAGCUCGAAUUACUAUAACCAAGAUUCCAGCUAUGGUUGAGAAUCUGAUAAACAAAACACUAGCCUGGGAAGGUGAACGAAAGAUGACAUUUCUUUAUGAUGGGGUCCGAUUGGUCUCAUUCUUGGAAGAUUAUAAACUAACCAGACAAUCGAGAGAGGAGGAGAAGAAGAGAUACCGGGAUCAGAAGAAGCUACAAGAUCUGCUCCUUACAGAGAAGGAGGCCAUGUACGGUUCUAAGCCUAGCCCAAAAAGAUGUAACAGCUUUAGGAAACCAAAUGGUUAUCGUGCAAAUGGAAAUGGGUCAAUGACUCCCACGCCACGCAGGAACUCAGUUGGGUGUGCAACGCCUGAACUAAUGACACCACGGUCUCACUCUGGGCGCCAAAAUGGAUAUUUUAGAGAAACAAGAAGGUUGUCCACUGCGCCAUUGAAUUUUGUGGCCAUUUCAAAAGAAGAUACAAUGUCGUAUGCAUCUACAUCUGUUUUUGGGUCAGAACCAGGGUCUCCUCCUCAAUGUUAAAACCUUGAGUCCAAAUUGGAUUGAACCAUCCAUGAGUUACUGAAUGCUGGAUUGAAGCAGCGGAAAACCUUGUGAAUAAGAAAGGAAUGUACACUAGUGUUUGAUUGUGAUUUAUGCGAGGAUAACUGUAGUGUGGAACUACAAGUUAACUUUUAAUUCGUGUCUAUCAAAGUAGGGGCUAAAGGUGGAAAUGGUAUAGUACUGACCAUGUAGUUUUGAGGGUUUGUUUGUGUUUCCCAUGUACUGACCAGCAUAUUUAUUUUGUGGGUUUGCUUGUGUUUCACUUAUACAUGUAUAUUUGUACUAGUGUGU